Molecule: messenger RNA, 1179 nt
Organism: Trypanosoma conorhini
Lineage: Eukaryota; Euglenozoa; Kinetoplastea; Trypanosomatida; Trypanosomatidae
Product: putative phosphoribosylpyrophosphate synthetase
Exons: 1
Coding region: 1-1179 (392 amino acids)
Biological process (GO): 5-phosphoribose 1-diphosphate biosynthetic process; purine nucleotide biosynthetic process
Cellular component (GO): cytoplasm; ribose phosphate diphosphokinase complex
Molecular function (GO): magnesium ion binding; ribose phosphate diphosphokinase activity
Source: RefSeq, a predicted model, not a curated record
AUGUCACAGUGUGAGAAGUACCUCUCGCAUGGUACUAAUAACCGCAACGGAAAUCUUCGCAUUGUAAAUGGGAACAGUAAUCCCAAGUUGGCCGAGGGAAUCUGUAAGGCCCUCCGCGUCCCCGUUACAUCCUGCCGCGUUGGAACCUUUUCAAACGGUGAAAUAAAUGUCAAAAUUCUUGAGUCGAUGCGCGGAGACGACGUCUUUUUGGUUCAGCCCACCUGCGGUAAUGGGGUUAUCAACGUGAAUCAGGCCGUGAUGGAGCUCCUACUUAUUAUCCACACGCUGAAGCUCAGCUCCGCAAGGCGCGUGAUCGCGGUCAUCCCACACUACGGCUACGCCCGGCAGGACCGUAAGCACACUUCCCGAGUUCCCAUCAGUGCAUCUGCCGUGGCCCGCAUGAUCACGGAACUAGGUGUAAACGGCGUCGUCACUAUGGAUCUUCAUUGUGGCCAAAUUCAGGGUUUUUUUCACGGUUGCCCUGUGUCUGACCUUAGUGCCACAUCCGAGUUUGCGGAGUAUUCGAAGCAAAAGGCUUUUGACACCACUAACAUCGUCAUCGUCGCUCCAGACGCGGGCGCAGUAAACCGUGCAAGACGCAUGGGAGAUCGCCUUGGCGUAAGUCGCAUUGUCACUAUUCUUAAGCGCCGGGUGGAGGCAAAUCACGUUGAGAGCAUGCAACUCGUUGGUGAGGUGGACGGCCGCACCUGCAUCAUUGUGGACGAUAUGAUUGACACCGGCGGGACCUUGUGCAAGGCGGCAGAAGUCCUGAGGGAGAAUGGGGCGAAGGAAGUGCAUGCCUGGGCGACGCAUGGCAUUCUCACUGACCCUGCCUGCGAGCGCAUCAACGCCUGCGAUGCGCUGGUGGAGGUCGUGGUAACCGACAGUCUUCCCCAGGACGAGAGUGUGCGGAAGUGCUCCAAGCUAAAAAUCAUCUCCAUCGCCAAACUCCUCGCCGAGGCGAUCUACCGGAUCCACUCUGAGCAGAGCAUCGAACACGUCGGCGAGCACCCCGUGCCGCAGCGUCACAACCCCGACCUCAUCUCCGUGGACGCGUUGGUGGAGGAGGGCGACUGGCCCCAAAUCGGGAUGCGGUCGAUUAAGAGGCGGAGUUGCUUGUAUACCGGCAAGUCAAGCAGCAACGAGAAUUCCCCGGAAGCGGCGCCGCGGCAACCAUGA